This is a messenger RNA of Caenorhabditis angaria, 11104 nucleotides long. The record is from the annotation of a GenBank genome assembly. NCBI's taxonomy places the organism in Eukaryota, Metazoa, Nematoda, Chromadorea, Rhabditida, Rhabditidae.
AUGAAAUCAGUUAUAUUCGUACUUCUUGCAUUUUUGUUGAAUUUUUCAGUUUCUUUAUUUUUACGGGUUGAAACUGGUCAUCAAAAUAUUGCCAUUGAUGGAAGUAAGUUUUUAUUGAUUUUUUUCUGAUAAUUUUUAAUUUAUUCUAAAUAUUUCAGGAGACACAUAUUAUGGUCAUUUCACAAAAAUAUAUUUCCACAAUUUGACAUGUAUAAAUUCAAUUGAUAUUAAUUGCUUAAAAGAAUUAACUGGUGCUGAAGAAAUGUAAGUCAAUUUUUUUAAAGAAAAAAUAUUAGGAUUCGAAAAUUUCCAGAGAUUUAUUAUAUUCUGAAUGUCAACGUGGAGCAUCUUGGAAAGUGGCACAUUAUACAAAUUCAAAACAACAUUUUCGAAUAAAAGAGGUCAUUUUGUAUUAGGAUUAUUCCUCCAAUAAUUAAAACAAAAUUUUUUCAGCCAAUCCAAGCGUUCAGUCUUCUUAUCUCAAGUCGUAUUGAUUUAUCAAUAAUUGAUGUUCAAGUUCAAUCUUGUAAACAUCACUUCAAAACAACAACAAAACCAUCAGAAUGUGAUCGAACUCAUCGACAUUCAAAUAGAAAUAAACAAGAAGUUAUAAAAGCGCAUGACAAUAAUUUGGAAUUUCAUAAAAGAUCGAAACGAAGUUCAGAAAGUCAUCAAAUAUCUGGAAAUUUAACAAUUGAACAAAAUAUUAUUGUUGAAAAGGGUGAAUUAUUGACAAUUGUUAGUGGAGCAAAAUUGAAAUUUUCGAAAGGAGUUGGAAUUAUUGUAAAAGGAAGAUUACAUAUAAAUGGAACUACUUAUAAUCCAGUUCAUUUUGAAUCAAUCAAUAAUAAUGAAAAAUGGAAUGGUAUUUAUUUUGAGAAUGGUAAGAAAAACACUAAUCUAUUAGUUGGUUAUAUAAUUUCAAUAAUUUCAGGUGAAAGUGGUUCUGUAAUUUCAAAUAUUUUAAUAUCUGGAAGUGAAACUGGUAUAAAAGUUGAAAAAGGAUUUGCACCAUAUAUGGAUCAUAUUAUUGUUCAGAAAAAUAAUUAUGGAAUUCAGAUGAAAGAUCUAACCACUCCAUCUUAUCUUCAUAAAAUAACUUCGAUAAAAAACGAAAAAACUGGAAUUGAAUAUGUAGGAAAGGUAUAAUAUAUUUGUUCAAACGGGUUUGUUAGGCGAAUUUAAUUGAAUCACAUUUAUGUCGAACUCACAAAUGUGACGAAUUAAUUCAACCAACCUAAACCCUUUCAUCACCUUAUUGUCUCUGUAUCUCAUAUCACAAAACUUCUCUCUCUCUCUCUCUGAAAUUAAAGCAGCAUGCAUUUAUUAUAUUUUCGCUACUACAUGUAUUCUCACUUGUCCUCGUUUUUGAUUAUUUUUUAUCAUCAUCAUCAUCAAUAAUAAAAUGUUGAUUUUUCUACGCAUGGGUCUUGUCACAAAGCAACACAAUACAGUACACCAGAUAAUUUAGGGAAUAUUAUCGAUUGAUAAUUGUGUGACAGCUUCGAAUGGAGGAUUGGGAAUAUUUGCGAAAACAAGUUCUAAAAUUACGAUAAGGUAUUGUUUUUGAAAAGAGUUUACUGGGAAAAUAUCUUGUAUUGAUUUUAAAAAUUGUGCCAACUGAGGCGAAUUGGAAAAAAUACUGAAACCAAUGUCUAGGUUACUCUUGAACUUUGCCAAUUUACCCAAGAUCAAUUUUCAGAUGACUACUGUAGAAUUCAAAUUUCAGAAAUGUAGUUCAUAAUUUCAAGAUAAUAUUUUAGAAAAUCUACAUCCUAUUCAAAUAAUGGAACAGGAAUUUAUAUUGGAACAAGGCAAGCAACAAUCGAAGAUUCGGUUUUGAAUUCAAACAGUCAUUUUGGACUUCAUUCUGAAAUAUCUGAGAAUCUUGAUAUAUCAAAUGUGAAUAUAUCUGCACAUUUUCUCAAUUUUGCAAUUGAUUGUUACCUGACUGAAAAUGCUCAAAUCAAUAUUUUCCAGUCGCAUUUUUUUGAUAACAAAAUAGGAAGUAUUCGAUUAUCCGGAAAUUAUAAUCAACCAAGUGUAAGUUAUUUUUGUAUAGAGUUUGACUUACUACCUCUAGACCUCCAAUUAUUUUGUCAAAAUUUUUUGUGGUAGAUCAAAAAUAUUUUUCUCCUUUGAAAAAUGCGGGAAAUUUUUGGAUAGUAAAUUACACAUUUUUUCAUUAUUUCAUCUGCUUGUUUUUUUUAAUUAAAAAAAAGUAAAUAUUUCAGGUUAAAAUUCGAGACUCCAAAUUCAUAAGAAAUAGCGGUGCUCAAAUAAUAUGGAAUGAUUUAGAAAAUGGCAAAAUUGAAGUAGAACACAGCGAAUUUUUAUCAAAUAGCGGAAAAGAGAAUUCGACUUUGUUAUUUAGAAACAUAACAGGUACAUAAUUUUGUAUUUCUUACUUUUUCCUCAAUUAUUUUGAUUCAGAUGGCAAAGUUAUUAUUGAUUCUUGUGAAUUUGCUCAAAAUAAAUACCCCGAAAUCAUUCGACUUCAAGAUUUAGCAAUAAAAGGAUCUGAAAUACAAAUCAGCAACUCAAAAUUCUUCAAAAAUGUUGCGAAUUCAAUAAUAUUCACGAAUUCACCAUCAGCUGAAAUAUCAAAUACAAAUCAAUUCGAAAAUCCGAAAACAGAUUGUGAUUUGACUUUUACUCUUCCAAGAAUUAUGAAAUCUUCCGAUGAAAACUUGAGAUUAUGUUCUGGAGAAUAUCAUAGUAUUCAAUCAGAUCAACCAAAACAUUCUGAAAAUGAUCAAAACAAAAAUGAAGAAUAUAUCAAAUUCACAAUAAAUCAAGAUGGAAUCAUAAAAUCAGCACAAACUCCUUAUUUAGUUGAACAAGAAAUUUAUGUUGAUGAUAAACUUAUUUUUGAACCUGGAACUAUUUUGGAUUUUGCACCAGGAAUUGGAAUAACAGUACAUCAAACUGGACAAUUUAUAAUAAAUGGAACAUCUGAUAAACCAGUUGUAUUAAGAGGAAGAAAUGGAAAUAUAUGGCGUGGAAUUGUAGCAAAACCAGAUUCGAAGUUGGAUUUGAAUAAUAUGAUAUUAGAAGAUCCAUCAAUUGGUUUAUGGAUUGAUUCGAAAAAUGUGAAAAUAAAUGGAGGAAGAAUAAAUCAUCCAAUUGUUCAUGGAAUUGAAAUAACAUAUAAUUCAAAUGAAAAUAUUGAUUUGGGUGGAAUUGAAAUUGAAUCAUCGAGUGAAUCUGCAAUUGGAAUUGAUGAACGAAGAAAUGAUUUGAGUAUUUCAAAUGCUCGAAUUAAAAAUGGACAAGGUUCUGGAAUUGAUUUUGUUACUCCUACUCAAAAUAUUGAAAUACGAGAUGUGAAUAUCAUAAAUAUGGGGAGUUAUGGAAUUCAUAUAUCAGAAUUUCCAUCGACUCCGUUGCAUUCUGUCUUGAUGUCAAAUGUUUCAAUUUUGGAGCAGAAAAGAGGUAUUUUUUUAAGGUAUUUUAAUUUCAUUAUAAUUUUCCUUUUUUGUUUCAGGAAGUGCUGGCAUUUUGAUAUCUGGUGGAUGGCUCAAAAAUGUUUCAAUUCAUAAUUCAAAGUUUUCUGGAAAUUCCGUCCCUUCUCUAAUUAUCGCAAUUGAAUGCAAUGAUGAUUCUGAAAAACUUAUUCGAAUUGAGAAUUCAAGUUUUUAUAAAAAUCAAGAUAUUGUUCAACAUGUUCAAUUGGGUGAAUGUGUUAAUGUUCAAAUGGAAAGAAACAAUUAUGAAUCAAACAAUUUGGAUGGUAUCGGGAGUACUGUAGUUAUAACAACUGGAAUAGAUUCUCAUUCAACUGAUUCCGUUGUUGAAAUUUCGAAGAAUAAUUUCACAUCAAAUUCUGGAAUUUAUUCAUUGACACUUGGAAAAGGAACUAUUAUGUAUGUUACGGAUAACGAAUUUAUGAAUAAUUCAAAUUCUGGAGCUGUGAUUAAAGUGGAAGGACAAGAUGUUAAAUUAGUCACAAACACUUUCAAUAAUCCAAAAACUCAAUAUACAAUAAAUUAUAAUGAAGAAACACCAUUAGAAGUUGGAUAUAAUAAUUGGAAACAAACUGAAAAUAUAAUUGAUUUGAUUGAUGCACCAAAACAAUCAAUUCGAAUCAGCGAGACAAUGCAACAAAAUCAAACACAACUACAAAUUGAUAGUCCACCUUAUAGUGCAAAUGAAGGAUGUGCACAUUUAAAAUAUUGUUCACAUCGAGGAACUUGUCGAGAUUCAAUAUGUAUUUGUCCACAUGGAUUUACUGGAUUCGAUUGUUCAAUUUCUGUAGUUUGUAAUUGUUCGGGAAAUGGUUUAUGUGAUUUAUUCAAUAAUUGUAUUUGUAAUGGAGGAUGGAGUGGAAAUAAUUGUGAAAUACCAAAAUGUUAUAAAGAUUGUAAUGGAAAAGGUAAAUGUGUUGGACCAAAUCAAUGUGAAUGUAAUAAAGGUUGGAUUGGUGAGAGUUGUACAACUACAACUUGUAUUGAUUCGAAAUGUUUGAAUGGACAUUGUUCUGAUGGAUUAUGUAAAUGUGAAAAUGGAUGGAAAGGUUCAAGAUGUCAAGUUCCAAUUUGUAAUGAAUGUUCAUUAAAUGGACAAUGUACAAAACCGGAUAAUUGUGAAUGUUUUGAUGGAUUUUAUGGGAAUUCUUGUAUACAAAAAGAAGAAGAAUGUGAUUUUGAUUGUGAUAAUGGAAUAUGCAAUGAGAACACGAAAACAUGCUCUUGUCAUGGAAAUUGGUCUGGCGGAGCUUGUGAUAUUUGUAAAACAAAGGAUUGUGACCAAGCCUCAACUGUAUCAUUUAUUCAACCAAGCACAGCUCAUUUAGAAGAUACGAAUACAGUUGUCACUGUUUUUGGCACAGAUUUUAAUAAGUAAGUGAUCUUUGAUUUUGAAAAAAAACCAACCAAGUUGGUUUUUUCAAAUUGCCAAUUUUAUAUUUUUUUCUAGAACUCCCAAUAAUUCCUAUAUUUGCACAUUUGGUCGAACUACAGUACUUGGUGUUCGAAUAACUUCAGGAAUUUUAAGAUGUCCAGUUCCAGCAAAUAUGACACUUGGCCGUCAUUUAUUUACAGUAUCCAAACCGAAUUCUUUCGAAACAAUAUCUCAUUCACCAAUUCAUUUCACAAUAUUUGAUGGUUGUGAUCCUUCGAUUUGUCAAGGUUCAUGUUCAGGUCCAUUAUGUAUUUGUCCACAAGGAAAAACUGGAAUUCUAUGUGAUGUUAUUGAAUUGAUACCUACCAUUGAUCAAAAGUUUUUACAACAUCAAAAAGUGAAUGAAGCUUUCGAAGGAACUCCAUAUGUUGUUAUGCUACCAACAUUAUCUUCUUCUGUUCUUCGAGUCAAUUCAACAAUUCCUGGAUUGAAUUUUAUAUCAUCGAAAGGAAUUUUGGCAUGGCCUGAACCUAUUGGUUCUCUUGAUCCAUAUUCAGUUACAGUAACCGCAUUUUCACCAGCUGGAGAAAGUAAUAUUUCAUGGAAUGUGACAGUUCGACCUGAAUAUUCUGCAAAAAUCAAUAAUAUUGAAGUGAAAAAUGGAGUUGCAAUUAUUAAUGGAACUAUUAUGCCACCAAAUUCAGUAAAAAGAAAAGUUCCGAUUGUUAUACGAGUAUUAUGUAAUGGAAUUGUUGAUGAAAUAUUAUCCGAAUCUGAAAUAUCUGGAAAUAUUGAAUAUUCUUAUAUUCCAAUGGCUCCUGGAACAUGUUCUGUUUCUAUAUUUCAUCCAGCAGAUUUGAAAAAUUCUCAAAAUCCCACACAAUUCACAAUUCCUGAAUUUAAUAUGAAAGUAAAUGGACAUUCUGAUGAUUCAUCUCUUCAAAUUCAAGUUGUUUCAAAUUCUUCAAAUUGUAAAACAAGACUCAUUAAACCAUUUGGAAAAAGCAUUGAAAGUUUUGAAAGUGGAAGUGAAGUUAUUUUGAAAUAUGAUCAAGAAUGGCAAGAUGAAGUAUUUGCUUGGGUUAAAUGUGGUGAUUCACCAAUUGAAAUAGUUCAUGCACCAGCAAAUGAAAUAGUGACAGUUUCACCGAAUUAUAUUUCAACAAGUGAUCCAGCAAAUCAACAAUUUGAAUUGGAAAUUAAAGGAAAUCCAAAUGCUGAAAUAAAAGGGCCAAUUAGAGAAAAGAAUCGAGAACAAAUAAAUAAUGAUAUAACUCGAGUUACAAUUGAAUUGACUCAAACAAAUGGAUUAAUUGAAAUUGGCGAGUCGAAUAUUACAAUUGUUUCACAAUCACCUGAUUAUUCACUGUUCAAAAUAUGUGCGAGAGAUGAAUGGGAUGGACAAGAACAUGCAUUAUCAACUAUUGAAGUUGCAACAAUUACAAUAUCAAAUCCACAAAAAGGUGUUCUUAUUUCAAAACCAAAUAUUCGUUUGAAUGUUCAAUGGGCUGAAUUCACAAUAAUUCCUGGAAUUUAUAGUCUACAAAUUCAAAGCGAAUCUCAUUAUCCAUUUGAACAAAUUAUUAAUUUGGAUACAAAUAAUUCAACAUUUUGCGUUGAUUUGAGAUCAUCAAAAAUGAAAUCUUUUCCAAGUCUUCAACAAAAUGGUCGGAAUAUUUUGUCAAUCAAAAAUUUUGGAGAAGAUUCGCUGCCUUAUUUGAAAUUCUCACCAUCUUUGGUGACAAUUCCGGGUCAAAAAAUAUUGGUGACACCAAAAGGAAAUUUUGAUGGAACAAUUGGUUUAUGGAAUCAAAAAAUUGAUCCAGUUUUUGAAAUUUUGCCAAAUCGAAGAUCAGUUAUGCUAAAUCAAUCAUUUUGGAUAACUGUUAUUUGGGAUCUGAAUCAGAUUUCAGAAGAUUAUUGUGAUGUUAAUCAAAUUGAAAUUCCAUUUGUAUUUCUGCCGAAAAAUGGAGAUUUAGCAAUUCGAUUGAGUUCACCAAUUCUUGUCGAAAUCAAACCAACUGCAAAAAGAAUAUGUGAUUCAAAUAAUCAAGAAAUCGAGAUUGCUAUGUUGACAAAAGUGAAAUGUAAUUGUGGAGACGGAAUAAGAAGCAAAUGUCGAAAUAUUUAUAGACCAGCAAAUGCUUGUGAUAAUUCAUGGCUGAAAAUAUCAGAUGAUACUGUAUCUUUGGAAGUUUUGAUUUCAUUUCUCUCAAUGUUGUUUGAAUGUACAGAAGUUUCUGUUAAUUUUCAUGAAAUUCGUCAAUCAUUGGAGUAAGUUAUUUUAUUUUUGAAAAAAAACACUUUGAAAAAAUAUAAAUAUUUUUAGAUGUGUUGCAUCGAUAGAAAAUAAUUGUCCGAUUGGAAAUCGAGUCAAACGAAACUUCCAAAUGGAUUCUCCUGUUAAUAUUGUUAAUCAUGUAAGUUCAAUCUUCUUGUCAAACACAUAACUCUUUUAUAUUUUCAGUUAGCAUCUGUAAAAAUGGAUCUUGGAAAAGUGUUACCAAUUCUGAAUGCAUUGGAUGUUCAAACAAUUCGAAUAUCAACUGUUUUUAUUGAUUUUAUUGAUCAACUUGAAAAAGUAUUUCCUUCGGAAUAUUAUCAUAAUUUGAAUAGAAAUCAGGUUGAUCAAUUUAUCAAAGCAAUAUCAGAUGAUUCAGAAAGUUCGAAUUAUAUAAGUGAAAAAGAAUUUGAUGUUGGAUCAAAAGAUCUGAUGAAUUUAUGGAAUAAUACAGUAAGAAAUUGGAAAUCAGGAAAAGAAUCGAUUUUGAAUAAUGAAAUAUCGUAUCUUGAAGCGAAAAAACUGGUGCAAACAUCGGAUAAAUUGAAAUCAAUAACAAGACAAAAUGGAGCAACGAAUCCUUUUGAAAUGUUGAAUGGUUAUAUGGGAAGAAUGUUAGAAACAUCAGGAGAUGAACAAAAAGAAUGUGCGAGUGGAUUAGUUAGUUUUGAAAAAACUGAAAUUGAAGAAGGUGGAAAUGUUCGAGUGAGAGUUUUUGUUGAAAAUCUAUCGAAUUCAACGUUAACUAAUAUUGGAGUCAAAUUAUCAUUUGAAGGUAAACUAACUUUUUUUAGAAAAAAAAACAAAACUCAAAAUAUUUCAGGAGACUCGGAGAAUAUACGUUUCGAAUUAGGUCCAUCUUGGUCCUCCGGAAUUCAGAGUCUGAAUGGUAUGGGAAAUUUAGGAUCAACUGGUAACUUUGAAAUUCAUUGGACGAGAUAUGUGAAUGUUAUAAGGCGACUAACAAAUAGUCACGUUUUUCCAGGUAAACCGAAAUUUUCAGAUAAUUUUGAAAGAAAAUUCCAAAAUAUUUCCAGCCGAUUAUUACAUUAGCUUUUUCAAACAAUGGAAGACAAACUCAACAAAAACUAGCUUCUCCAGAAAUCCGAAUAAUUCCCAAGAAAACAGUAAAAGCUAUAAAUAUAAUUCGAGAUGAAUUAUCACCGCCUUCUCUCAAUUUUUCACUGAUUUCAUCAAUUAUAAAUCCAGGAUAUUCUACUCUUUCAAACUUACAAAUUAUUAUUGAUUCAAUAAAAAUGGAUGAAAAUAUUAAAGAUUUAGAAGUUGAAGAUGUUCGAAUAAAUGGAAAACCAGCCAAAUCGAGUUUGAGACAAAGAUUUGAUGAAAUGCAUAGUGGAACAACAAAAUCGAUACGAAUUGCAUUGAAAAAUAUGGUCAGUUCUGAUAUAUUUAUUUGUGAGAUUAUUUUCAAAAAAAAAUAUUUAUUUUUCAGAUUCCAAUAAAAUCGGCUAAUAUAACUUGUAUUGAAAAUAACAAAUUGUUAACAAUGGAAUCAAUUGAAACAUAUGCAAUCCGAGCUUCCGGACCAUCAGAUUAUGGAAUGCUUUUAGCUCCACCACAUCAAACUGUUCCAUUAUUUUUCUUCCAACAAUCAUCUGCUCAAAUAAAUAAUGUUAUUAAAUUGGAAUAUUUAUCAUCUCAACAAGUUAAAAUUGCUGAUCCGGAUAGAACUAUUUAUAUGGCGGCUUUCAAAAAUUCGUAAGUUAUUUUGAAGUUUUAAUGGGAAAAGGUUUCCUUGUAAAAGGAAUUUGUUAUUUUCUCUAUUUUCCUAGGGUCUGGUUUUUGGAAGCAUAAGAUUUGAAAUAUCUAUUUAAAACCCACGUGGCUCCAUUUCUGGCAAAAACAAAAUUUUCAAUUAAAUAUUCGAAACUACAGACUCAAUAAACUAGGGAGUUUUUGAUCAGUUUUUCAAAAUUUUCAAAAUCUUCUUAUGAAAAAUUUGAAACGUAUGAUUUUUGGGAACUUUUUGGGAAAUUUUAAUUUGGCGCGAAAAUUAGAACAGGGGAAUUUUUCGCGCCAGUAAUUUUAAAACGUAUAAUAUUUGGGAUGAGAUAUGAAAAAUUUGAUAAUUUCGAAACUGAAGAAACAAGUUGGAUCAGUUUUUCAAAAUUUUCAAAAAUUUCUUAUGAAAAAAUUGAAACGUAUAAUUUUUAAGAAUUUUUUGGAUGAUCAAAAUUGGUGCAAAAAUUAGAAUGGGGUAUUUUUCGCGCCAAAAAAAAAAUAAAUGCCACGUGCAUGGUUCUAUUUUUGGUGCAAAAUUUUUGAAGAAAUUUUUUUUUGAAGCUCCAAAUUUCAUAAAAUGAUCGAAUCAGCUUUUCAAAAUUUUCAAAAUCUUCUUAUAAAAAAUUUGUAACGUAUAAUUUUUUGGGAGAUCAAAAAUUAGAAUGAGGCGAAAAUUAGAAAUAUUUUUUAGAAAAGUAUUUUUUCAGUGAAUCUUCAAGUUUCAAUGGUGCACUUUGGGCAACAAUGCCAAUACCUGAAUUACCAGGUGAAAAAAAUAAAUUGAUUCGAAUAAUCGAACAUUCUUCAAGUCGUCCAAGAGAAUUACAAGCUGUUCAAUGGUUUUCCAAAGAAAAUGUUAGUUUUUUGCAGUUUUCUUUUCUGUUUCAAUUUCGAAAAUUGUUUUUUUUCAGGAUGUUGAUAUGAUAAAUUGGAUCGAUUCUGGACUUUCAAUUCCGCAAAAAGUGUUAACUUAUGAACUUCAAUUUUCAAACGAGAAAAAAUGAAGAAUCAGAUAAUUCUCCUGAAUUUGAUGAAGUUCGAUAUCGAAUUGAAGUCCCAAUUGGUUCAAAAAAUCAAGAAAUUGGACAAAUUAUUGCAAAUGGAGAUGGAUUAUUAGAAUAUUCAUUGUUUUCACCAAAUAAUGAUGAAAGAUAUUCAAUCGAUUCAAAAACUGGAAAAAUCUAUCAAAAAAGUGGUUCUGAACCACCAUCUGAUAUUGAAUAUUGUUUAGUUUUGGAAGCAAAAGAUUCAAAAGGAAGAACUUCGCGAGUUCCAGUUUCUAUAAAUAAUGGAGGAAUGAGAAAUAAUUGUAAUUUAUUCAGUAUUGAUGGUUUGAGACCAUUGAUAUUUUCUGGAAUUAUUGAAAAUCACACAUCAAGUCCGAUUCCUAUUCCAACAACUUCGAUAUUCGAAUCAACUCAUUCUACAUUUCCUGAUAGCACUUUGGAGAGUGUUACAACCAUCGAAACGACUACUGAAAUCACAGAUACUUCUACUGAAGUUAUGAGUUCAACAACUUUUGAAACAUCAGUGCCAACAACCGAAAACAUACCAGAAAAUGUUACAAAUUUCGAAGUUUCUACUCUGGAAUAUGCUUCAACAUCUGAAACAUCUACUGAUUCGACACCAAUUGAAAUAACAACUUUGGAAGGGGUUACAGAUAGAACAUCUAGUUCUGGAACUGAUAUUCCAGAAACUACAACUGAUUUUUUGACAACAUCAAAUUUUGAAUCAACACAAAGCACAUCUGGAUUACCAACAACUUCUGAAACAGUCGAAACAGGAACUGAAACUACAAUUGAUUAUUCUUCAACAACAAUGCUUCCCGAGACCUCACCUACAGAUUCUGAAACAUCUGAAUCACCAACAACCCCCUAUGAAGUGACUGGGAUUCUUCCAACUGAUCCAACAACUCAAUCAACCACUGAAUUAAUAUAUACAGUAACUUCUGACAGUAAUCUAGAACCAAUUACACAACCAAUAUUUACAAUAACACCAGAUCCUUCACCGGAAACUCUUCGAACUAUUAAACCAGAUGAUUCUUCGAUGACUACAGUUUCUACAACAAUUGAAACUUCGACAGAAGAUGUUUCUGAAUUAACAACAACAACAACAACAAAAUCAAUCGAAUCAACAACAUUAUUACCUGCAAUUCAACAAGCUUGCGAACUUGUCGCCCAAUCACCAAUUUAUAAAAUUGUUUGUGAUUUAUCAAAUAUUUCUGAAUCUACAACAUAG